Messenger RNA from Lacerta agilis (Sand lizard), 2155 nucleotides. Its product is annotated as SLAM family member 5-like. The record is from RefSeq and is a predicted model, not a curated record. Lineage: Eukaryota; Metazoa; Chordata; Lepidosauria; Squamata; Lacertidae. The coding region runs from base 1 to 1032 and encodes 343 amino acids. The transcript has 7 exons.
AUGCUGAAGUUCAUGUGGUUGCUGAUAGGGGGCCACACUAACUCCUGCUUGAUUACAGAGCAGCAGGCAGAUCUCAUUGAUGGCCAGUCACACACCCCUCCCCGCCAGGUGAACGGGGUCCUGGGAGGUUCGGUGGCCCUCUCCGUGAACCUUGGUCCACAGGCCAAACUGAAGGAGAUCGAGUGGAGCUACCGGGCUGGAUCUGGCCCAGCGCUGCUGGUGGCUUUGUUUCGGGAUGGGAAAUUCGAGCGGCCUGAUCCUGGUGACCGGUUUAAGCAGAGGGUAGAAAUGUACAAUGAGACGCUCAGGAUCAAGGCAUUGGAGCUGAAUGACAGCGGUGUCUUUGGGGCCCGAGUGAAGUUAUUCCCAGCUAUCGUUGAGGAUCAGAUCUUCCGCCUCAUGGUCUAUGAACCUGUCUCUACUCCGCGGAUACAGAGCCAGCUGGUCUCCAGCACCUCCAAGUGGUGCAAUGUGACCCUCCAGUGUCUCUCUCCGGGAAGGGAGCAGGUCAACGUCACUUGGAGGAAAGGAAACCCGAUCCGGGAGCUCGGGAGCUCCGACAGAUACCAGGUCUCCCCCGAUGGCAAGACUCUCCGCCUCUCGCUGCUGCCUGCCUCCCUGAACACCACCUACUCCUGCACGGCCAGCAACCCCAUCGAGCACAAGAUCGUGUCCUUUGACUUGCAGAGGAUCUGCCAGAGUGGAGCUGAGGCGUCUUUCUCCAAGUCAGGCUACGUCGUCCUGACCUUCAUCCUGCUAGUGCUGAGUCUUGGGGCUGCUUUCUGGUGCUGGAGGAUCAAUAAUGAAAAAUCAGCAGAAGCUGUUACCAUUCCAACUGUGCAAGUGGAGGAGAGCCCUUCAGACCCCCAGUAUGCAGAGAUCCUUCGAAGGAGCCCCCCAGAAGGUAACAAUAAGUCCCUAGGUCUCCGGGAAAAUAAUGCGGAGAGAAGCCCCCAGAAAGAACGGCUUGUCACGACUAUUUACGACCAGAUCCGAAGGACCCCAGACAAUUCUUCUGAAGAAGUCACAUAGGCCUGCAGGAUCCAGCAAAAGGGAUUUUGUCAAGAAACAUCACCUUUGCAGGGGCCAAAAACCAAAUUAUGUGCCAAACCCUCUAAGCACCACUUGGGACUUGCCAAGGCUACUUUUUGAUUUUGCUUUUUUUGGCACAGAAGAGAAGAGAAUAUUUCCAGGGCAAAAUUCCCUUUCCCCCCCCUUCUAUUGUGAAACCUUGUUUUCUGCUACAAGCCCUCACUCCGAAGUUACUAGAAGUCCUCACUCUGAAAUGGCCGGAAGCCCUCACUCCAAAGUGGCUUGAGGAUAUCUUGCUAAAGCUGAACCCUGGAAGGGAGAACGAUCCGAGGCUUUGUAAACUAUGGAGCAAACUAUUCUCCAAAAGGCCAGUCCAUACAAUGGUGUUUUCCGCCUGCCUCAAAAAGAGCAAAUAGGGAGGUGGAGACUUGAGAUAUCCAUCCAGGGGGAAAUUGGGCAGAUUGGUAGAGACUGAAAGAUUGCCCAACACUCUUCUCCUGAAAUGUAAGCCAUUGUGGGCAGCAGCAACAUGCAACAGAACCAUUCUAACAUGCACGUACAUGGAUAAAAGGAAGACUCUGCUUUUGAGAUGGACAAGACGUCAGUAAAUAAAUAUUCAGACUUACAUCCCAUAAAUGUUUUAGUAAGCCUGUCCAUGGCUGUUUUUAAGCAAGAGAGAGGCCGUCUAUGAAUGGAUGCAACAUCACGCUCAGGAUAGAACCUGUCAUCCAACUGCUAGACCUGGAUCUCCUCUUAGCUGUCACAAUAGACGUCCCUUUGGGCUGCUCCGUGUAAGAGGGCUGUGGACUCUUGACUGUGCUAUCAAUCCUAUCCUUGUGCUCAUGGUGUAUCGAAGUAAACAUGAAAGCAAAACUAGCGCUCCUACAUUCUAGUUUUAAACAAAGCUAAGAGGAAGGUGAUGCUGCCACGGAUUGAUCAUCCUGAAUGAUGGAAUUCAUGAACUGGGACCGGAAUGAAGAUGGGUUCCUGCUUGUGGGAAAGGGGUGGGUGCAACAGGGUGUGUUUGCACAUCAACGCGGUGGAAGAAAUGGUCCUAGCUCAGGGACAGUCCUCGGCUAGAAGGACCAAUGGUCUGACUCAGCAGUAUGCAGCACUUGGGCAA